Nymphalis io (European peacock) is the source of this 2555-nucleotide messenger RNA. RefSeq names its product facilitated trehalose transporter Tret1-like. Gene Ontology annotation, cellular component: membrane. Lineage: Eukaryota; Metazoa; Arthropoda; Insecta; Lepidoptera; Nymphalidae. Gene Ontology annotation, molecular function: sugar transmembrane transporter activity. The record is from RefSeq and is a predicted model, not a curated record. Bases 71 to 1540 code for a protein of 489 amino acids. Gene Ontology annotation, biological process: transmembrane transport; carbohydrate transport. The transcript is spliced from 3 exons.
CAUCGAUUAGUGUUUGCAAAAAGUAUUUACUAUAUUUGUUUUUUACAAGAUACAAUUUAAAAACGCUACAAUGAAAAUAUUAAUGAGAGCGGACACGCACUAUAGUAUAGUUGUGAGUGGUUGUGAUUAUGAAAAACCAAAAUAUACCUUUUCACAGAUUCUGGCUGCCGUUGCUGUGUCGAUGGGAUCGAUGAUAGUUGGGUUUUCAUCAGCUUACACGUCACCAGCUCUAGUGACUAUGCAGAAUAGUACAAGAAUAUCUGUUUCCGAAGAAGAAGCAAGCUGGGUUGGCGGUCUCAUGCCCUUAGCUGCAUUAGCAGGAGGAGUACUUGGAGGACCUUUAGUGGAUUACAUAGGUCGACGCAAAACAAUACUCAUGACAGCAAUUCCUUUCUUCAUCGGCUGGAUGUUGAUAGCCACAGCUAAAAUAGUUCACCUAGUAUUAGCUGGUCGAGCCAUAUGCGGAUUGUGUGUCGGUAUCGGAUCAUUAGCAUUUCCAGUAUAUCUCGGGGAAACAAUCCAACCCGAAGUCCGUGGUACCUUAGGACUAUUUCCGACUGCUAUUGGAAAUAUUGGUAUACUCAUUUGUUACGUAGCUGGAAAAUAUCUCGAUUGGUCACAACUUGCAUACUUAGGGUCUGCUCUUCCCAUUCCUUUCCUGUUACUUAUGUUUAUGAUCCCUGAAACGCCUCGCUGGUACAUAUCUCGCGGUCGAACGGAAGAAGCACGUAAAGCGUUACAAUGGCUUCGAGGUUCUAAUACUAAAAUUGAUAAUGAAAUGCGUGAUAUAGCCUUAUCUGAUGCAGAGAUACAAAAUGAGUCUUCAUUUAAGGAUAUUUUAAACAUUAAAUAUAUGAAAGCAAUUCUAAUAUGCUUAGGACUUAUGCUUUUUCAACAAUUAUCGGGUAUAAAUGCUGUGAUAUUUUAUACGGUUAAAAUAUUUAAAAUGUCUGGGAGUUCCGUUGAUGAAAAUUUGUCAACGAUCAUAGUGGGAUUGGUUAAUUUUAUUUCAACAUUUUUCGCUACAGCUCUUAUUGACAGAACUGGUCGUAAAAUAUUGCUGUAUAUAUCAUCAGUAACCAUGACUGUGACAUUAAUAGUCUUAGGAACAUUUUUUUACAUCCGUGACGACUUACAUAUAGAUGUAUCUACAUUAGGCUGGCUUCCUUUAACUAGCCUCAUGGUCUAUUUACUUGGUUUUUCUUUAGCUUUCGGUCCGAUACCAUGGCUAAUGAUGGGUGAAAUUUUACCCGCGAAAAUAAGAGGAGGAGCUGCAUCAAUAUGCACCGCUUUUAACUGGCUCUGCACGUUUAUAGUAACUAAGACAUUCCAUAAUAUUCUAGUUGCCAUUGGACCAGCGGGGACGUUCUGGUUAUUUGGUUGUAUUUGUUUUGUUGGUUUAUUUUUUGUCGUGGUAUGUGUUCCGGAAACUCGAGGGAAAAGUCUCGAGCAAAUUGAAAAUAAAAUGACCGGAAGAAAAGCGAGAUCUCGUAGGAUGAGUUCUAUUGCAAAUAUAAAGCCCCUUCCAAGUGGCUGCUGAAUUUUAAUAAAUUUUAUUUUAUAUACAUUAGUAAAAUGGCAUUGUACAUUAUCCUAUAACUAAUUUAACUUCAGACUACCAUUUUGUUUUUGAAAAUGUAGUUUAUGUAAUUACUUAUCGACAAUUAAAGUUAAAAAGUGGGUGAUUUUAAAAUUGACUUAAGCUUGAACUUUAUCAGUUGUAUCAUAAAGUACUGUUAAUCAAAAAACAUUAGCAUAGCCAGGGCUUUAUUCUUGGGUGGACCUAGUAAGCCCCGAAAGAUAUUAAUUAAAAAAAACUUUAAAAUAUUUAAGGUCGGCAGCCAAGGAAAAAGGCUACAUCACACUUAUCAUCAAGUAGUGGUAACAUAGCCAAUCUUUAACAUGGAAUCUAAGAUGGCUUAUCCCUUAUACCUAGGAUUGAACUGACUCAUUUGCUUUUCAAAAUCAAAACACAUAAUACAAAGUAUUAAUGUUAAAUUGUUGAUCACCAAUCAAGGCGUGCAGAAGCAAUAACCUUUUUUUAUUUUAGAUUAUUCAAUUAUUUUCGAUUAUCUAUGUAUAUUAGAAAAAACGAUUUUCUUAACAAGUACUUAAUAGUUUGUUUUUGUAAAAUCUUAAUAUCAUCGGAGUUCAUUUGGUUUGGACAUUAAAUUUCCCGAUGUACCUAUUCCAUCCCUCCUAUACCAGGCUAUGUUAUUGUAAUAAAUAACUUAUCUAAUAGAUUAUUAAGUGUAAAUGUAAUAUCUAGAUUUAAAAAUAGCACCUUUACAGUAUUACAUUUUAUAAUCUAACGCUGAAAAUCUGACUAACAUUGUAAAUGUGUUAUUGUGUUAUCUAUAUGUUUAUUACUUCAUUAAAACUAAACCAAAGAAUCAGUUAGAACGAAAUUUAUAUUAAAAGGUAACCAGAGAGAAAAUAUGAUUUCUCUGAAAAUAAAACUUGAUGUUGGUGAAGUUGCGCGGAGCAGCUAGUUUUAUAUAUUUUGUUGAAUUAAUCAACACCGUAUGUAAUUUAAUUCUUAAGUGUAACUAUAU